CACUUACAUGACCAUAACCACCAAGCAUAUCCGCCUCAGACACCAUUUACACAUAAGAUCAAUACGCGAAGAAAAAUUCAAAUGGCAACGAGGAUACCCCAUCUGCUGGAGAGCUACCUCGCCCUCCCGUCCCAAUACGCUCAGAUCCUCCUCACCGGCGUCCUCGGCGCCAGCACCAACUGGCUCGUCCUGCGGUACCUGUACACGUACCUCAGGAAACUCAACGCCGCUGCCGAGGAGGGGGCCGCCACCGCAUCGCAGAGCGAGGAUGUCCGCGUCGUUCUCGUUAGCUUCAUGAGAGAUUUUGCGUUUUGGAAGGAAGGCGCUGGGAGAUUGGGCCUCGAUCUAGAAGGUCUAGGAAGAAGCGGCAAAUUCGUCUUGGUGGACGGGCUGAGCGGGUUAUUCUCCUCUCCUCAUCAGGCGGCGCCGACGACGACGACGACGACGACGCCCAAAGGUCGAAGGACCAUCCGCGGGGCGAGGCUGGCUGAUAUCCAGCGCGAGCUCGACGGCGCGGUGUCUGAUGUGUCCGCGGCGGAUGCGAAGACGGUUCUGAUCGUGGACCAGCCGGACCUCUUGCUCGCUGCGUCUGGCGAGGACCUCUCGGGUCUUGCGUUGAGGGAUAUGUUGCUUGGUGUGCAAGAGAAAGUCCACGCCUCAAUCAUCACCGUUGCCGCAGACGAGCCGCUCAUCGCCUCGCAGACCACGACGCUGGAGAAGGAGCACGCCAGUCUCGUUCUCGGACUGGCGCAUGCCGCGGAGACGGUGAUUGGUCUGAGGCUGCUCGACACGGGCAAUGCGAGCGACGUCAGCGGGGUGUUGAGGGUCACUGCUGGAGGGGGUGGCGAUGAGGAGAGGGCGGUCGAGGAGACGGAGCUAUUGUACUUUAUUGGCGGAGAUGGCAGUGUCAAGGUGUUUGGGAGGGGGCAGUGA
Molecule: messenger RNA, 933 nt
Organism: Colletotrichum phormii
Lineage: Eukaryota; Fungi; Ascomycota; Sordariomycetes; Glomerellales; Glomerellaceae
Exons: 3
Coding region: 82-933 (283 amino acids)
Biological process (GO): tRNA wobble uridine modification
Cellular component (GO): elongator holoenzyme complex
Source: RefSeq, a predicted model, not a curated record